CUGGUACAGGAGCCAGCUCUGACAAACAGUAAACACUGGGCCCUUCAGUUGCUUGCUGGAAGCAUGUGUUCCUGGUCGCUUAGCAACAGAGCAGAACAUUCUGCUCUAAACUCCCUGAGAGAGAGCUGCCUGCUCUGCUGUUAUUCAUGUGUGACAAACCCUUACAAAUGCAUGCCUCAGACGCCUCUUGCAUAUAACGAUUCUAUAAAUAAUAAAACUAUUUUAUAUUGUUUCAGCAACCUAGAUUUGAUAGAUCCUGUUCAAAGUUUAGGUGAUUUAUUGGCGCUGUUUAACGCAGCUGUCUAAUUUAUGAUUCUUUAUGAGAAAUUGAAUCAGACACGUGUAUACAUAACCUAGUAUGAGUAAAAUGAUUGUAGAUAACAGCUCAGAUAAUUUAAUCUUGAAAAAAUAGAUGAGAUGUCUUAAGUUUAGAUUGAAAUUUAAGAGUUUUGAUGAGAUAAUUUGAUGUACAAACUAAUCAAGAUUAUUAUUUUUUAUUUGUUUGCAAUAUAUCAAAAUCAGUAAAUGUAACUAAUGAAUAAGAGAGCAAACAAAUAGCAGAAACUUGUGUAUCCAGUGUUAUUGAUUAAUAGUUAAAUAGUAGGAGUCUCUAAGCAACGCUUCUUGUCGUGAAGGUGUCUGUUACAGAAGACAAACAGGAACGACAGAAGUAUGACCACAGGAAGAGAGAAAACAUUACCCAACGGAAAAUGUAUAGAUGGGAAAGAAAUGUUCACUGACAGAAGUGGCUGGUGGAGAAACACUAUUAAGGACUAUCCCAUUCCUGGCAGUUACCACAUUCGGGACUUCAUAGAGGAGAUAGAACUUAACCCUGUGCCUAGGACGUAUGGCUUUAAAGGCCCCAAGCGAAACACCCUCAUGUCGAUUGUACAUCGAGGGGACGUGCUAUUGCCCGGGGCAUAUAACUUCACCGACUCAACCAAUGAGGUUCUGCAGCGCCGGGCAGCUUACUCUUUUAAAAGCUGCCCCAGACCUGACAUCCACACUUUGGGCCUCAGAGAUAAGGAUAUUAACCUCUCACCCGGUCAUUAUGAUGUUACGGAGAAGCCUGUCCCCAAAUCACCUUGCAAACAUGUGAUGUUCCGAUCAGCGGUACAGAGGGUCAGCUUUCUCCCGGUAAGUGACCGGUUUCAACAUAAAAAUCUCAACCUAACCUAUUGUAUGUAUAUUAAAUGCUUUGCCUGUUUUAGUCCAGAAUGUUUUCAAAAGCAUCUAGAUUCCAGUGAGUGAGUUUCACUGCUGUGCGUCAGUGUUGCACCUCAUGCACCACGGCUUCAGUGGUGUGUUGGCUGGUUAUUCGAGCUGUGCUGGCAGCUGUCUAGUGUUGACGGAACCGUGAGGAUGCUAAAUCAUCCUCAGGGUCUCAUUAGAGCGAACAUUAGGGCUUUGUGUGGCUCUAAGAGGGUGUCAUUUCAUGUAGGACAAGUGUUUUGUCAAAGGUUAAGUAGCUAAGAAACCUCAAGCUUAUUCUUAAGAUGACAGAUCAACAGCAAACAAUUCUCUUUUAUUCUCACUGGCUGAUCUUAAGACUGGAAUACACACAAGAUGGAUAUUAAACAGAUAUUAAAACACUAGACAUCGUAUACUUGCCAACUUUGUAAAUGGUUUUACUAGGCGUCAUACACUAAACGACUGAGGUACCAUACAGUACCAGACUUUCAAGUUGUUCCGAACACAAUAAACUCGUAGAGAAACGUGCAAUUUGAGUGACAGAUUGAAAAUAAUAUUUGUUCUGAAAUCAGCUCAAAAUAUCAAGCGUGUUUGAUAUCCUCCAACUGGAUAGAACCGUCGUCUGAAGCUAAAAGAUCGUCUGUUUGUCUGAAAAGUCUGGUCAUUUCAUACACUAUGCAAUUUUCUGAACAAAUCUGCAGACUGACUCUGAUUUUCAGCAAGUUGCAUUGACUUCAAACUCAAAAUCAGUAAAAAGGUCUAGUAUUGCGGUCAUUUUGAAAUUUCAAUUGUUAUCCUCAGACGUUGCUUCUUAAAAAAAAAAAUCAGAAUAUCACAUGAACGAGAGUGCUGUUCAUGUGAGAUCACAAUAACACAAUCGAGGAUGAUAUUUCUUUUAUACAACAGUUAAAAAGAGGUUAUUAUUGAGUAACUUACAUUUUAGACACAAAUCAGUUACUUGGCCUUUUUUGUUCCUCCAAUAAAAGUAAGUUCAAGCACAGCCAAAGCAUGAUUAACCAUUGUGUCCAUGAAUAAAUCAAUGCUAUUGCACAAAUUGGUGAAUGAUUCAAUGACUCACUCAUACUUCUUUCGAUCAUGGAUGAGUCUGCAUUUUUAAACAGUUGGUUAAUUAAAUAAUUCAAUAACUUAUUCGUUUCUGAAUGAAUCCUUGCUUAAAUGAAUUGGUUGAGUGAACGAUUAAAUGACUCAUAUAGACAGUCACUUACCGUCCACCUACUGGUGUAGUGAUGUAACAGAAAGAGUCACUGAAAAAUCCAAAUCAGUAAUGCACAAAAAUGGGAGUCUGUCUGCAACAUACAAAAACAAACAGGCGGAGUGAUACAAACAGUGAAAUGUCCCAAUGCUCUUGCACUGUAAUAUCAGGCUGUGUGCUAAUCUCAGAACCCUCUGAUAGUAUUUCUUAGGAGAUAUAAAAAUAGACACAAGUGAGACAGUUGUUGGCGUAAAGUAAGCCUAUAAAGCUAUAAAAUGAAUGAAGAUAGCAUAGUUCUGGUAAUUUGAUGAGAAAUGUUUGGUGAUCUCUGCUAUCAUGGCAAAUGUGAGAUCUUUUCUCUAAAACUCAAGAGGGGACAUUUGAGAUUACCAGGCUAUUUCUAUCAGGAGAAAGGUGUAAGAAUGAUAUUUUUUCUUUCUUCUCCAUUUAACAUCAUUGAUAUCUUAGAGAAGCUCUGAGAUACUAUAAAGACCUUAUUUGUAAUUUUUCAUUCCUGGGUCAUUUUGACUUUCACAGAUCCAACUUAAAGGCAUUUGAAAAUAUAAUGAAAUAGUUUUUUAAUGACUAAUACUGUAUCAUAUUUUUCUUUGUUGAGUUGUGAGUGGCUGGUGUUGGAGGGUGUUGAAUCUGACUCUUCUGGACAGGACUUAGACCCUUAAUGAAAUAAUAGCUCAGUGCCUCUAUAGACAUGUGCAGUAUGGCACUGCUAUCCGCUCUUAUCCAGGGGAAUGUCGAGCUGGCAGGGCGUCCCAUUGAAGAAGGGCGCAACGGCAUGACGCCUCUAAAACCAUCGGAAGUUGACCUCAGGGGCAAGCAGGCAGAGGGAAGCAAGCUCCCCUGCGGCCAGCAUUAACACCUCCGGCAUGGUUCAUCCCAUUUCACACACACACACACACCAUAGCACAGGCCAGCUGGAUCUAGGCCACUGUUGGAAUCAAAUGGCAUAUAACGAUAGCAGACCGCUUUUGUAGCACAGGAGUCUUCUCAACUAUGCUUUUGAAAGCAUUUAAAAAGGAUAUCAGUGUUUAUUAAUUCAAGCCCAACUUGAUCAUAAAUAAAUAGUUUGGCCCGUGGGACAUGAAAGGAGAAGUUUAGCAGAAUGUCCAAGCUGCUUUUUUCCAUACAAUGGAGGUGGAAGGUGAUUUAAACUGAUAUGGUUCAAAAAGUUCCAGAAAAAGAUCAUAAAACAUUUUCCACAUGACACUUUUUGGAUGAAAUACUGCA
Messenger RNA from Cyprinus carpio (common carp), 3649 nucleotides. RefSeq names its product sperm-tail PG-rich repeat containing 4 (gene stpg4). Gene Ontology annotation, biological process: epigenetic programing of male pronucleus. Gene Ontology annotation, molecular function: chromatin binding; histone binding. The transcript has 5 exons. The record is from RefSeq and is a predicted model, not a curated record. Bases 673 to 1251 code for a protein of 192 amino acids. Lineage: Eukaryota; Metazoa; Chordata; Actinopteri; Cypriniformes; Cyprinidae. Gene Ontology annotation, cellular component: female pronucleus; germinal vesicle; male pronucleus.